AUGAGUAAGAGAUACUUACAGAAAGCAACAAAAGGAAAACUGCUAAUAAUAAUAUUUAUUGUAACCUUGUGGGGGAAAGUUGUGUCCAGUGCAAAUCAUCAUAAAGCUCACCAUGUUAAAACGGGCACUUGCGAGGUGGUGGCACUCCACAGAUGUUGUAAUAAGAACAAGAUAGAAGAACGGUCACAAACAGUCAAGUGCUCCUGCUUCCCUGGGCAGGUGGCAGGUACCACACGAGCUGCUCCAUCUUGUGUGGACGCUUCAAUAGUGGAACAGAAAUGGUGGUGCCAUAUGCAACCAUGUCUUGAGGGAGAGGAAUGUAAAGUUCUUCCAGAUCGGAAAGGAUGGAGCUGUUCCUCUGGGAAUAAAGUGAAAACAACUAGGGUAACCCAUUAACAAAGGAUAAAUCAAGUGAUCCUCAAGGCUGAUUACAUUGAACAUCAGCAUAGAAACAUAACUCAUGAGGUGAUCU
Messenger RNA from Physeter macrocephalus (sperm whale), 472 nucleotides. RefSeq names its product TAFA chemokine like family member 2 (gene TAFA2). The record is from RefSeq and is a predicted model, not a curated record. The coding region runs from base 1 to 396 and encodes 131 amino acids. NCBI's taxonomy places the organism in Eukaryota, Metazoa, Chordata, Mammalia, Artiodactyla, Physeteridae. The transcript has 4 exons. Gene Ontology annotation, molecular function: receptor ligand activity.